Molecule: messenger RNA, 1554 nt
Organism: Solanum pennellii
Lineage: Eukaryota; Viridiplantae; Streptophyta; Magnoliopsida; Solanales; Solanaceae
Product: nucleosome assembly protein 1;4-like
Exons: 11
Coding region: 62-1153 (363 amino acids)
Biological process (GO): nucleosome assembly
Cellular component (GO): nucleus; chromatin
Molecular function (GO): chromatin binding; histone binding
Source: RefSeq, a predicted model, not a curated record
CCCUUUCCUCCUCCACUUAUAAAUUUUGGGACUUAGGGUUUCCUUUUCUUCCACAUUCAGUAUGAGUACUUUGGACAUAUAUCAGUCCCAUCUCUACCCAUUCACCGCCGAUGCUGUCGCUUCCUAUGCUGAAUAUCGUGCUGGGUUGGAGAUUAAACAGAAGGAUAACCUUCGGAAAUUCAGUGGGAGUCCCUCGCUUAAACUUAAGAGUUUGUCACCACAAGUCAGGAAGCGGGUGGAGGCUUUGAAAAACCUUCAGGGUCAACCUGCAGCGCUGAAAGCUUUAUUGUCGGAGAAGGCUGUACUUAAAGAUGGUUAUGAGAAGCUGCAUGAAUCAUUGCACACGAAGAGUGAACGUGAUGCGCUUCAAGCUUUAUUUUUGAAGGAGAAGACUGUACUUGAAGCUAAAUAUGAGAAGCUGCAUGAAUCGUUGCACAUGAAGAGAUAUGAAAUAGUAAAUGGUAUUGUUGAAGUAGAAGGUGAUAAUAUGGGGACAGGAGAUGAGAAAGGUAUUCCCAACUUCUGGCUGACUGCAAUGAAGGCCUUUGAGAUAUAUGAAGAUGAGAUGAACAUCUCACCGGGGGAUGAAGAAGCUUUAAAGUACCUCAAGGAUAUCAAGUGUUGUUCAGUCGAUCAUCCAAAGGGUUUUAAACUUGAGUUCUUCUUUGAUACAAACCCUUUUUUUAAGAAUUCUGUGUUGACAAAGACCUGUCACAAAAGGAUAAAAAAGGAUAUGGCGAAUAACAUAACAUGGACAGAUAUUGAAUGGUAUCCAGGAAAAUGCUUGACAAAGAGGAUGGUAAAAUGCAAUCCAAAUAAGAAGUUAAAAAAUGCUAAGCCCAUGAUCAGGAAUGUGGAUUGGGAAGACUUCUUCAAUUUUUUCAAACCGCCACGGGUUACAGGACUCCAGUGUCAAAUGCAAGAAGAUUACGAAAUUGGCUCAAUAUUUCGGAACAAAAUAAUCCCUCAAGCAGUGAAGUGGUUUACUCGUGGUGUAGCUGAAAAAGAAGACGAAGACUCUAAGAAAAUGGAAUAUCAUUUUACUCGACAUGUAACGAGGCAAGACAAUUUUGAAGAAGAAGAUAAUAGUGAGGAUGAUUAUGACCAUCAUCAUGUUGGAUAUCAACAUCAUAGUGGAUACCACUCUUGUUGAUGGAAAGUCCAUAGGAAUACCAGUUUUCCUAAGAAUGAACAGCAGAUGUAUUUAUCAGGAAUUCGAACAAUUCAAUUGACAACAAAGCUUUACAUUACAACAAUGUUGGAAUUGUUCUGUCUUCUGGUUUUGAAAAUGCAAACAAGAAAAUAACUCUUUUCCUAUUAUUUUUGGGACUCCUUUUUGUUUAUUCUUCCCUUAUCUUAGGUGAAAGACAGUGUCUCUCAUUGGUUGUGGAAAAAACUUUUCUCCUCCUUGUAUUGUAUUGUAUCGUAGGGAUUGUAAAGAGCUAGUAAAAGGGAGUGGUCUCGUAUACAUGAGAAUUGGGCUUACAAGACAAAACAGGUUGAGUUUUGACCACUCUUGCGCGAGAUGUAUGUGAUGCCUAAUGAUUUUGCAAG